This is a messenger RNA of Protobothrops mucrosquamatus (brown spotted pit viper), 733 nucleotides long. It is a transcript of the gene MGST3, whose product is annotated as microsomal glutathione S-transferase 3. The transcript has 6 exons. The record is from RefSeq and is a predicted model, not a curated record. Gene Ontology annotation, molecular function: glutathione peroxidase activity; glutathione transferase activity. Gene Ontology annotation, cellular component: membrane; endoplasmic reticulum; nuclear envelope. Bases 205 to 636 code for a protein of 143 amino acids. NCBI's taxonomy places the organism in Eukaryota, Metazoa, Chordata, Lepidosauria, Squamata, Viperidae.
AGGUGCUGGACUUCUCGCGAAGAGGAGGAGGGUGAUUCGGCUGAGCGGCGGGAAUCCGGUCCUACUGCCUUGGCUGUUUGAUUGGCGAACCAGCUCGCAGAGAACGGUGAGCUGGGGCAGUAGAGGUCGCUCCUGCCCGCUUGGAGGGAAAGAGGCUUUUUGAAGGCCGCUGGUGGGGGACUUGACCGCUGAUCGUCGGCCAGGAUGGUGGUUUUCUCAAAAGAAUAUGGCUAUGUGAUUUUAACUGGUGCUGCCAGCUUUGUCUUGAUAACACACCUUGCAGUAAAUGUAGGGAAAGCACGCAAGAAAUAUCAUGUGGAGUAUCCAACCAUGUACAGUACAGACCCUGAAAAUGGGCAUAUCUUUAACUGUAUCCAGAGGGCACACCAGAACACCUUGGAAACAUAUCCCUCCUUCCUGUUCUUUCUUGGAAUCAGUGGGAUCUAUUACCCGCGUGUUGCUACAGGACUUGGUAUAGCAUGGAUAAUUGGAAGAAUACUGUAUGCUUAUGGCUAUUACACAGGAGAUCCUAAUAAGAGAAAUCGUGGAGUCCUUGGUUCCAUUGCACAUCUUUGUUUGGCAGGGAUCACUGUUUACUCAGCUUUCCAGCAUCUUGGCUGGAUCUGCAGAGCCUAGGCAGCAUCCAUUCUGGUGACAUCCUGAGAUGUCUUUAAAUGUAUUUCACAUGUAAUUUUUAUCAUUACUUUAAAAAAAAUAAAAACAAGUGAAUCAC